GAAUGGGCCACCGGUAUCUUUCCGUGCUUGCGCGGCCAGGAAGCCUCACUUCCGGUUCUGCGCGCGCACGGCUUGAGUGCUCCCGGCGCCAGACGGCCACCAUGAAGUUCAACCCCUUCGUGACCUCGGACCGCAGCAAAAACCGCAAACGCCACUUCAAUGCCCCCUCGCACGUGCGCAGGAAGAUCAUGUCGUCCCCGCUCUCCAAGGAGCUGCGGCAGAAGUACAAUGUCCGCUCCAUGCCUAUCCGCAAGGACGACGAGGUCCAGGUGGUUCGAGGACACUACAAAGGUCAGCAAAUUGGCAAGGUAGUCCAGGUGUACAGAAAGAAAUAUGUCAUCUACAUAGAGCGAGUGCAGCGUGAGAAGGCUAAUGGCACAACUGUCCAUGUGGGCAUUCACCCAAGCAAGGUGGUUAUCACCAGGCUAAAACUGGACAAAGAUCGGAAAAAAAUCCUUGAACGAAAAGCCAAGUCUCGACAAGUUGGAAAAGAGAAAGGCAAAUAUAAGGAAGAACUUAUUGAGAAAAUGCAGGAGUGAAUAUAACCUGUUGUGCAGCCACGGUUUAACUGCAAAUUUUUAGCCUAGUGUGUGUUUCUUUGGAAUUUUUCAAGAUUUCUCUGGAACGUUUCAUUUGCUUUCUGUUUUGUUACUGAUCUGUGGCUCUAUAUCCACAUUUGCGACUUUAAUUUGGAAAUGUUUCCUAAUUCUGAAUGGUAUUUGCAAUGUUUUAUAAGUAAAAUCCAUCUUAUUGUCAA
Cynocephalus volans (Philippine flying lemur) is the source of this 757-nucleotide messenger RNA. It is a transcript of the gene RPL26L1, whose product is annotated as ribosomal protein L26 like 1. Gene Ontology annotation, cellular component: ribosome; cytosolic large ribosomal subunit. The record is from RefSeq and is a predicted model, not a curated record. NCBI's taxonomy places the organism in Eukaryota, Metazoa, Chordata, Mammalia, Dermoptera, Cynocephalidae. The coding region runs from base 3 to 539 and encodes 178 amino acids. Gene Ontology annotation, biological process: ribosomal large subunit biogenesis; cytoplasmic translation. The transcript is spliced from 4 exons. Gene Ontology annotation, molecular function: RNA binding; structural constituent of ribosome.